This is a messenger RNA of Dicentrarchus labrax (European seabass), 1725 nucleotides long. RefSeq names its product adenylate kinase 8 (gene ak8). Gene Ontology annotation, biological process: nucleoside triphosphate biosynthetic process. NCBI's taxonomy places the organism in Eukaryota, Metazoa, Chordata, Actinopteri, Moronidae. The coding region runs from base 198 to 1580 and encodes 460 amino acids. The record is from RefSeq and is a predicted model, not a curated record. The transcript is spliced from 15 exons. Gene Ontology annotation, cellular component: cytoplasm. Gene Ontology annotation, molecular function: AMP kinase activity; ATP binding; nucleoside diphosphate kinase activity.
CAAGCAAACGCUCCUUAGCAACCGAUACACAGACAGACAGAAAGAGAGACAGACAGACGGACAGAGAGACAGACAGGCAGACAGAGAGACAGACAGACAGAAAGAGAGACAGACAUUCAGCCUUCCUCCUCCUCCUCUUCCUCCUCCUCCUCCUCCUCCUCCUCUUCCUCCUCCUCCUCCUCCUCCUCUUCGUCCUGAUGGAUGAGACAGUGAGACCUCUGAGGAUUCCUCCUCAGAUCUCCGUCUACGCUGAAGAACACAACAUCUUCCCCAUGCUGCAGAGCAUGCUCUCCAGUCUGGUGAUCAAUCAGCCUGAAGAUCCGAUCGGUCACAUGAUCAGUCUGCUGGAGAGGAGCAGCUGGGACAUCCCCAGGGUGGUGCUGCUCGGUCCUCCUGCUGUAGGGAAGCACUCAGUGGCCACAAAGCUGAGCGCUGAGCUGAGAGCUGUCCAUGUGACUAGAGAGAGUUUACUGGAGGACCAAUCAGAGACGAGAGAGCAGGAACUUCCUGAUGAGCUGCUGGUUCAACUAAUUCAACAGAGACUGAACGAGAUCGACUGCUUCAACAGGGGCUGGGUGCUGGAGGGAAUCCCUGAGACCCGUCUGCAGGCUCUGAGUCUCCAGCAGGCCGGAGUCCUUCCUGAACAUGUUGUGAUGUUGGAGGCUCCUGAUGAUGUGCUGCUGCAGAGGACUCAGGGGAAACAGUGCGACCCACUGACAGGAGACGUGUACCAUGAGACCUUCAUCUGGCCGGAGGACGACGCUGUCGCUCAGCGUCUGGUGAAGGACCAGAGCCUGUCAGAGACGCAGCGAUUGGCUGAGCUGCAGCAUUACCGCUGUGAGGUCACAGGUCUGAAGUCAGCCUAUCAACACGUCCUGAAGGUUGUUAACGGCGACCAACCGCACGCUGACGUCUACCAGCAAGUGCUGGCUUUCGUCCGGACUCGCUGUCGCUACAAAACCCCCAGAAUCCUCCUGUUGGGUCCACCGGGGGCGGGGAAGAGUCAUCAGGCCAGACUGCUGUCAGAGAAAUACAAGAUAGUGGACGUGUGUUGUGGUCAGCUGUUGAGGUCUGUAGCAGGUGAUGGUUCAGCUCUGGGAAAAGAGGUCCAACCCUACCUGGAUGAUGGGAGGCCAGUUCCAGACUCCCUGGUGCUGCAGGUUCUGGAGGAACGUCUGAGCCGACUGGACUGCAGCUGCAGAGGCUGGAUCCUCCAUGGCUUCCCCUGCGAUGUGCAACAAGCCAGGAGCCUGCAGGGGUCCCAGCACAAGCCCAACAAGGUCUUCCUCCUGGAGUUGACUGAUGAUGUUUGUCUGGAGAGAAUCACUCUGAGAGCUACAGAUCCAGUCACUGGGGAGAGGUUCCACGCCGUGACUCGACCGGCUCCGAGCGCCGAGGUCCAAAACAGACUGAGGACCAGACCCGAGGACAACACACACACUGUAACACACACACUGAGUCGGUACAGGAUGCACACUGCAGCCCUGCAGUCUGUGUAUCCAGGUGCAGUUCAUAUUGAUGCUGAUCAGGAUCCUCACUCUGUGUUUGAGGCUCUGGAGAGCAGACUGACAGCUGAGUAAUAGAAGGACCCACCUGGACCCACUUGGACCCACCUGGACCCACCUGGACCCACCUGGACCCACCUGGACCCAGGUUGGAGAGACAGGAAGUGGACUAACUGCUAAACUCAUUGUAUUAAAUGUUCUUAGUUUGUUUUAAAAGUAA